Anguilla anguilla (European eel) is the source of this 1874-nucleotide messenger RNA. It is a transcript of the gene hmgb3a, whose product is annotated as high mobility group box 3a. The transcript has 5 exons. Gene Ontology annotation, molecular function: DNA binding, bending. The record is from RefSeq and is a predicted model, not a curated record. NCBI's taxonomy places the organism in Eukaryota, Metazoa, Chordata, Actinopteri, Anguilliformes, Anguillidae. Gene Ontology annotation, biological process: regulation of transcription by RNA polymerase II. The coding region runs from base 211 to 822 and encodes 203 amino acids.
UACUGCCCAAUCCACAGUUAUGGAGGGUGUUUCAAACCGGUGAGGCCGCUAGCCAAUCAGACCGGUCUCGUAUUGAGCUAGCGCGAGGCUGUGUACAUAGCUUUUAAAGAGGAGAGAAGCGAGAGCGUAAGACUGCAUACAGGCAAACAAGACAGUGAAUCAUUAAACACCCAAAAAAGGCAGAAUAAAUAAAAUCUGUUGGAGGUUGCAAUGGCCAAAGGCGACCCCAGGAAGCCCAAGGGCAAGAUGUCGGCCUAUGCCUACUUUGUUCAGACGUGUCGUGAGGAGCACAAGAAGAAAAGCCCUGAAAUUCCAGUGAACUUUGCAGAGUUCUCCAAAAAGUGUUCAGGCAGGUGGAAGACCAUGUCAGUGAAGGAGAAGUCCAAGUUUGAAGACAUGGCAAAGCAGGACAAGGUUCGCUAUGAUCAGGAGAUGAUGACAUACAUGCCUGGCAAAAAGGGAAAAAAGAAGGACCCAAAUGCUCCAAAGAGACCACCAUCUGGCUUCUUCAUAUUCUGCUCUGAGCACCGACCCAAGAUCAAGGCACAGAAUCCUAGCUUGGGCAUUGGAGAAGUUGCCAAGAAACUGGGGGAGUCAUGGAACAAUUUGCCCGAUGGCAAUAAGCAGCCCUACCUGAUUAAGGCCAACAAGCUCAAGGACAAAUACAAGAAGGACAUGGCAGAGUACAAAUCAAAGGGUAAAGUUGGCGGCAUGGGAAUGGCCCCCAAACCUAUGGUGAAGACUGUAGAGGAUGAUGAUGAUGAUGACGAGGAUGAAGAUGAUGAAGAAGAAGAGGACGAUGAGGAGGAUGAUGAUGAAUAAGAUUUUGUAUGUGUGUGGGUGUGAAGUUCAUGUGUUUUCUUUCCAGUUGGGGGGGAUUGCAAAAGGGUAAGGGAAACAUUGGUUGUGCAUUUGUAUUAGGUUUGCCAUUUAUUUAGUUCUUCCCAAUGCCUUGCACUAGGUGUUGUGCACCUGGCCCAAAUGUUCUGCAAGUUCUCUGCGUACCAAGAAAAGUUAUCAGAGUUAUCAGACUACAACUGUGAGAACUCAAAGAAACCCCCAUCUGUGUGUGUGUGUGUGUGUGUGUGUGUGUGAGUGUGAGAGUGUGUGUGCGUGUAAGCAUGCAUUUGUAUGUGCAUGUGUGCUCAUUCACAAUAGCUGUCCAGUGUCUCGCUGAGCCCUUUGCAGUCCCUCACUGGCUGUGUAACCGCAAGCAUUUAAACCAGUGGUAGCAUUGCAGUAUAUAUACAUAUAUAAUUUUUUUAAAAGAAAUAUGUAAGGUGAUGUGUAACUGUAUAUGGUUGACCUAGGCUUUGUUUUUAUAUUUUUAAUUCUCAUGAUUUUGAAAUUGCACAUAUCUCGGUUGUAAGUGUGUGGCCACUGGAAACAGUGUUGUAGCAAUGGAAUCCACAGCUCAGUUCACCACAGAGGCGUAUGCUGACUUGUUCAGCAACAUAACUGGGUAUGGCUGAGAAUCAUCAAUACCACUACUUUGGAUGUCCAGCUCAUUUUUAUGUAUGUAGUACCCUAGGGUUCUGUUGAAUUAUGGGUACAGGGAGAAUGCUAGUGGAAUUAUGUUUUUUAUUUUUAUGAAGUGCAUUUUUUUUCUUCAUCUCAACUGUUGUGAACUCCUUAUUUUAAAUGAGAAAUUUAGCUCCAUACUUUGCACCAGUUUUUUAAUGUUUAGAAAUGCUGUUUGCAAUUAAAAUAUUAUUUUUAUAUCUGUGUAAUUUAUUUAACUCUUUCUCUCUGAACCCUUGCUAUUUGUUUAACCAGAUUUCAAGCUACUUAAAAACAUUUGUCUUGGGUUGUUGUUCCUGAGUUGUCUAAAUAUGAACAAAUGGGAUUUAAAAUAAAGAACCCUUCAUACUGUU